Molecule: messenger RNA, 2385 nt
Organism: Drosophila willistoni
Lineage: Eukaryota; Metazoa; Arthropoda; Insecta; Diptera; Drosophilidae
Gene: Hsp60A
Product: heat shock protein 60A
Exons: 3
Coding region: 110-1837 (575 amino acids)
Biological process (GO): protein import into mitochondrial intermembrane space; apoptotic mitochondrial changes; mitochondrial unfolded protein response
Cellular component (GO): mitochondrial matrix; mitochondrial inner membrane
Molecular function (GO): ATP binding; protein-folding chaperone binding; ATP-dependent protein folding chaperone
Source: RefSeq, a predicted model, not a curated record
AAUCAGAAUUUCAACAGACUCAAGUGAGUGAGCGUGUAACAUAAAUUACCUAAAAGUUCAAGACAAAGUCUUUUUUAAAAUAGAGUUAUUGUAACCGAUUAAAGUAAAAAUGUUCCGUCUACCAGUUUCACUUGCUCGUUCAUCCAUUAGCCGGCAAUUGGCUUUGUCCAGCCGUGGCUAUGCCAAGGAUGUGAAAUUCGGUCCCGAAGUGAGGGCCAUGAUGCUGCAGGGUGUCGAUGUGCUUGCCGAUGCUGUGGCUGUGACCAUGGGACCAAAGGGCCGUAAUGUCAUCAUUGAGCAGUCAUGGGGUUCACCCAAAAUCACCAAGGAUGGCGUCACAGUGGCCAAGUCCAUUGAGCUGAAGGAUAAAUUCCAGAAUAUUGGUGCCAAAUUGGUUCAGGAUGUGGCCAACAACACCAACGAGGAGGCUGGCGAUGGAACCACCACAGCAACAGUCUUGGCUCGUGCCAUUGCCAAGGAGGGCUUCGAGAAGAUCUCGAAGGGUGCCAAUCCAGUGGAGAUUCGUCGCGGUGUCAUGCUUGCGGUCGAGACGGUCAAGGACAAUCUGAAGGCAAUGUCCCGCCCAGUGAACACACCCGAAGAAAUCGCCCAGGUGGCCACAAUCUCGGCUAACGGCGACCAAGCCAUUGGUAAUCUCAUCAGCGAGGCCAUGAAGAAGGUAGGACGCGAUGGCGUCAUCACCGUCAAGGAUGGCAAGACCCUCAACGAUGAGCUCGAGGUUAUCGAAGGCAUGAAAUUCGAUCGUGGUUACAUUUCACCAUAUUUCAUCAACUCGUCGAAGGGUGCCAAGGUGGAAUUCCAGGAUGCUUUGCUUCUGUUGUCGGAGAAGAAGAUCUCAUCGGUGCAGAGCAUCAUUCCGGCUCUUGAGCUGGCCAAUGCACAGCGCAAGCCAUUGGUUAUCAUUGCCGAGGACAUUGAUGGUGAGGCUCUGAGCACUUUGGUGGUGAACCGUCUGAAGAUCGGUCUCCAGGUAGCCGCAGUCAAGGCUCCCGGCUUUGGUGACAACCGCAAAUCUACUCUCACCGACAUGGCCAUUGCAUCGGGUGGCAUUGUCUUUGGCGAUGAUGCCGAUCUGGUCAAACUAGAGGAUGUGAAGGUCAGUGACCUGGGUCAGGUGGGUGAAGUUGUCAUUACCAAGGAUGACACUCUCCUGCUGAAGGGCAAGGGCAAAAAGGAGGAUGUCACCCGUCGCGUUGAUCAAAUCAAGGAUCAAAUCUCAGACACCACAUCCGAAUAUGAGAAGGAGAAACUGCAGGAGCGUCUGGCCCGUUUGGCUUCCGGUGUUGCCCUAUUGCGCGUCGGUGGCUCCAGUGAGGUGGAGGUCAACGAGAAGAAGGAUCGCGUCCAUGAUGCCCUAAAUGCCACCCGUGCUGCGGUCGAAGAAGGCAUUGUUCCCGGCGGUGGCACUGCUCUGCUCCGUUGCAUCGAGAAAUUGGACAGUGUUGGCACUCAGAACGAGGAUCAGAACUUGGGCGUUGAAAUUGUGCGUCGUGCCCUUCGCAUGCCUUGCAUGACAAUUGCCAAGAAUGCCGGAGUCGAUGGUGCCAUGGUGGUGGCCAAGGUGGAGACUCAAGCCGGAGAUUUCGGUUACGAUGCCCUCAAGGGUGAAUAUGGCAAUCUCAUCGAGAAGGGCAUUAUCGAUCCCACCAAAGUGGUGCGCACAGCCAUCACAGAUGCCUCUGGUGUUGCUUCCCUGCUGACCACCGCGGAGGCUGUUGUCACUGAAAUUCCCAAGGAUGAUGCUGCCCCUGGCAUGCCCGGCAUGGGUGGUAUGGGCGGUAUGGGAGGCAUGGGCGGUAUGGGUGGCAUGAUGUAAGAGAUUCCACCUUUCCGACCAAAACUCGCAUCCACCCCAUCAUGCAGGCAGUCAUAAGUCCCGUCAGUCAUAGUGCAGAAACACACCAAGAAUCAGAGUGAGGAAGGAGGCAGUGCCUGGUGAAGGGAAAAGACGACGGGGCGAUAUAUCUCACCAAUAUCUCUUACUUCGGUGCAGCUGCAGCCAUUAAGAAGUCACAUCUUAUCCAUACACACACACACACAUAAACAUUCGUUAUUCCUUGAUGGAAACAUGUUUUUGCUUUGCAUUUAUCCUUACUUCCUUUGGCAACAAACAGAAACCACAAGCACAAAACUCUCGCCAAACAAACAAAAAAACUUCUAUUGGUUGCUCCGUAUCCCCCGCAAUAUAAAACCCUCCUCAUCCACUGAUUCUCCCACAUGAUUUGCCGGUUUUCUGCAUUAAAUGUUUCUUCUUCUUUUUUUAACUAUUCCUUAAAAAAAAAACUAUUUUUUACAUGUUAUAUAUGUAAAGGUACCGUUAGUUGUAAAAACAAAAAAUUUAAAAUUAAUAAAACAAACAAAAAA